This is a messenger RNA of Leptosia nina, 2790 nucleotides long. The record is from the annotation of a GenBank genome assembly. NCBI's taxonomy places the organism in Eukaryota, Metazoa, Arthropoda, Insecta, Lepidoptera, Pieridae.
AUGUUUGAUGCUGUUUGUAUUUUAGAUUCUAAGCGCGAUCACUGCAAUAAAACUGUCGAGAUUUACGAAGACGUGUCUUCGCCCCCUGUUACGGCAGAGAAUUUUGGACGACCCCUCACUUGUACCUAUAGGUUUAGAGCGUUUCGAGGCUCACCAAAGGAUUGGAUUCUGCGAAUACGGUUCAAGAAGUUCAAAGUGGGAACUUUGAUCAAUGGAACCACGUGUCACAAAGGUUAUAUGCAGAUAGUUGACGGAAAUGCAAAGACAGACGUCUCAAACCGAAAGGAGCCGGGGCUCUUCUGCGGCGAGAUAGAGCAACCGCAAACUUUCAUAUCUGAGACUAACUUCGUGAAGAUCGUCUUUCAUGCAGAUAACUUCACAGAUCAGACGUACUUCAGUUUCGAUUCUAGAGCGGAGCAACAAUUUGAAGUGUAUCUGAGAUAUGGCCAGCAUCCAGAGUUGUAUCCAAACAGAAGAGGGGAAGUGGUAGCUGGAUCAUACUGCGAGCGAGUCUUCAGGGACUGUCGACUUCAGACGUGCUACGUUCAGUCGGCUGCGUACCCCGGGGUAUACCCAAGGAAUCUGCACUGCAGAUACCACCUCAAUACAAGGCUUCCUUAUAUAAAGCUAUAUAUUGAGAAUGAAGAGUUCAACAUAGACGGACAACGGUGUGAGAAUAUAAUGACCUGUCCUAUGAGACCCAUUACAUCAGGAUCAGAAAACUGUCCGUACGACUACAUACGGAUAUACGACGGAAAAGACGAGUCUGCUUCGGUCAUCGGCACUUUCUGUGGAAUGGGCAAAUUUCCCUACUCAAUUAUCGGGACAUCGCAAGACCUCUUUGUCGAGUUUGUCAGUUCGCCUGCAGGUCCACUUCUAAAUACGGGUUUCCACUUCAAUGUUGGCAACUGGCCCGGACACGUCGAAGCUCCAGGGUCAAAAAUUGGAAACUGCGACUGGCUUCUUACAGCUGAAUCUCUUAAAAGAUCUGGGGAUACUGAGGGUAUCUUUCUAUCUGUGGCCCAUUGGUACCCCCCACAUACAUCUUGCACCUACUUGAUGCAAGGGUUUCCUGGACAAGUUGUGAGGCUGUAUUUUCCAAGUUUUCGAAUCAACCGGAUUGAGUCACCAAUAGUGCCUUGGACGGGAGAUUGUGGGGAAUCCCUGACAUUAUAUGACGCUCCUCGGCCAGAUGAUGCGAAGAUAAUAAAGACAUUCUGUGACACAUUCAGCAGACCGAUGGAGAAACACGACUUCGUGUCUACUGGAAAUGCUAUGUUUGUCAGAUUUGAAAGUAAAACCGGCAGUUAUAGUGGAUCAUCCCUCUACUAUUGGGCGCAUUAUGAUUUCUUCAACAAUACUCGUUUCGGAGAACCAGUAAGUGGAACUGCCUGUGACGAGGUCAUUGCCUCCUGGAAGCAACGUGCGGGUAGACUGAGAUCGCCACUAAAUACUUUAGUAUAUAAGCAAGCACCCCCCGGGGAAGAUGUUCAUUGCUUGUACAAAUUCGUGACGGAUAAGAGGAUCUACGCUAGGGUUAUUUUGACAAUUCUUAGCGUGAACUUUAAGGAACAUCCAUACACUCCAGUAUCAUGCCAGAACUGUUAUGAAGACAGAGCCGACAAAUUAAUCAUCUGGGAACCGAAUCCCGGUGGCAGGCCCGGAAACCUCUCGCUUGGUGUAACAACAACCCCACUUCCUCUACAUCUAGCUGUUCAGCGAUCUAUCGGUUCCUGCCUAUGCGCAAAACAUGCAAAUACCGUAUCACGUUCUAGACCAUAUAGGGUCGUGUCUUCUGGAGAAUCUCUAAAUUUGCAGUUAAUUGUAGACAAUGCACAUGCUGCAGCAUCGUAUUUCAAGAAUCCGUCACCUCUUUUUGAAGCCAGGUAUGAAUUCGUGCAUGGACCUCUUUGUGGGCCAGCGGUUUUAGCAGCCGCGUCUGAUGGAGAAAUUGUUUAUCCACAUUUAGAGGCACUCGGUUACACAGAACCACCAAAAAGGAUACAAUGUAUUUGGGAUCUUGAGAUCGAAGAGAAAAGGGAUAUUUGGCUUCACUUCGAUAGCAUUAAAUUUGCAUCACGACACUGCGAUGAAGGGAACAUACAGAUAUUUUUACCAGGGCGAAUAGAACCGUACUUGUCAGUUUGCGGAGAGAAUGUGUCUCUAGCUCGGGAACUACCAAUACUGUCAGCUGGCGAGCUAGGUUUUGAAUCUUUAGAUGAUCCAUUGGUGAUUGAGAAGGAGAAAACUAGAUCCAUAAGAAUCUUAUUUAUCGGGAGUGCAUCGCCCGCACGCGCCACAUUUAAAAUAGCAUGGACUGGUUUAUAUCAUUUACCUAAGAAUUCCGACGGCACAUUGAUGACAUCGCGUUUAACCGACAGCGGUUCGGGUGCACCUGAAGGGCAUAACUGUGAUUUUAUAUGCCCCGGCGAGGAAGCUCUAUGUAUCCCAGCUAGACUCAUAUGUAAUGGAGUAGUUAAUUGUCCCAAUGUUACAAGCGGGGAAAGAAGAUUUUGGACAACAGAGGAAAAACGCGCUAGGGAAGCUUAUUCGGAGGAUAGCUUACGCAGGCUUGGUUAUUUGGACGUGUUAAACGGUUUACAGUUAGGCAAACUUCAUGACGAGGCCCCGGAAUUAUGUACUGGGGCUAGAAUGACAGGUGGAGGUGAUUGGAUGGCACCUGCAUUAGGAGCGGCACUCGCUGUAGCUAUAAGUGUUUGUGCGCUAGGAGCAGCUUGGCGGCUGUGUUGCCGCAAGCGAUCUCCUGAUGAGGAAUCAUUAGAUUACUGA